UAGCUGACAGCGUCCAAUGCAGCGAGGUAGCUGAAAUAUUCACUGCUGGUAGUCGUGGGGUCAGUCGUUCUUUUCAUUCUACUUUUUCACGUUUCCACAAGUUUAGAAUGAUGCGACGCUUGUAACGAUUGAAGUGUCUACUAGGUCUUCUGUUGCAGUCCACUGGUAACUGCUAUACAAAAAAGUGCAAGCGGGGAAGCCUUCGGCCGGAGCAGACCACGCAUCGCCAGGACAUCAAAAUGAGCGAUAAUCAAAGUCGAGCGAUCUCGCCACCGCUAGUGCCGCGUUUCUACGCCCGGUGCCCCGAGCAGUCGGAUCGAAAAGAGGUACCUACGACGAACUGUUGAAGCUUAUGCGUUUUUCGUCAUGCAGAAUUCAGACAACUUCAACUCACAAUGCAUGUACGCAUCACAAGUACUUCUUUACUUCAGGCCGCGCACUUCGAUAUCGGCAGCCCAGACGGGACACCCAUGAACGACGACCUGCUGAUGCAAAGUAUGGCUUACCAGAAUGGAACUUCACAUAUGCUGCGUUUGACAUGCUGUUUUGCUAUCGCCACAAGAAAAUGAGAAGGCACGACAACAGAUCACUCUUUGACUCAAAGGCGGAAGUUCAGACUGUCGAGCGUUUCAGUUUCUAAGAAAGGAAAAGCUCCCGGGGGCAUGAUGAAUUUCGCCAGGCCCUGAGAGAUAGCAAAGCGGCUUGGAAAAAUUGCGGGGGCAGUUUUCAUUCCCAUAAAGGACCGUACGGCGACAUGUUGUUGGAGCAAAAGGAACCAGAAGGCACUAAGUAUUGAGCGUUAUCUGUGAUUCAAAAUACGUAGUAGCACGUAGCUACGUAAGAGCAAGCAGAAUACGAAUAUCAUUUUUCACACGGAAUGCAGAUGGCUCAAUGUACUUUCGCUGCCUUCGUGCGUAGAAUCAAACCAAACAUGAAAUAUUCACAGGGCCACUGCGCAGCAUGCCGCUUCGCUGCCACCAGCAACUGCCGGCACUUCCUCUUCAAGUUCGACCUUUCUCAACCGGAUUCCAAGCCCGCUGAAAAAACGACGGUCGGUCGUGGCAGAGGAAUCCACGACGCAUACCUCAUCGCCAGUGAAGGCAGCAAGCGGAACGACGAGCAGGAGCGCAAAUCACGUGCAGAGCGGGAACGUAUCUGCACAAGGAGCCACCGCCGUUUUCACCGUCUACCCCCCGAGAUUUCCAACCGCCGAAGAAGAAGAGAACUACCUGCGGGACGAGUUACUGGACGGGUUUUCGGCGAAAGACGAGGAAGACGGUUCUCAUGCGGUAAGAGAAGAAGGCGACUACGACGGUCAGGACUCGGAGGGCAUCUUUGUCGACGAGGAACUGUUGGUGUUGCCGGUGCACCACGGGCAUGUGGACGAGAAUUCGCGUGGGUCAACAUCAAAGCCACGAGUGCAGCCCAGUCUCCUGCCCGCUGCCGCGGUUGAGGACCGCGAAAUUUCCGAGGAUCCAGCGAUUAUCUACUUCGACGGAGAACUCGGAAAUAAUAGCGCGGAAUUCCAAACGCAAACUGCCAUGGUCGACCUCAUCGGACAGUCUUCUGUUGGCGUAUGGAAUAGAACGUAGGGUGAGUCAGCUGAACAUCGUUUUGUUAUGCGGAGGCUGCGUAGUUUCCUGCCCCUCCGGUCAUUGAUCUGUUUCAGAAUUAGCAGGCUUUCCUAUUAGCAGGCUUUCUUUCAUCACCCUCGGAAUUAUCGUUAGGAAUUUUUGAAUUUAGCAUGUCCCUCUCAACACCGCAUGAAAAAUGUCAGCUUGACUCAGAUUUUCCAAAGGAUAUCCUGCGGGUUUGGAGCUGUCACGGAUCACUGAGGAGCAGGCUACGAAUCGGAGUAGUGAUGAUUUGUUUUUGAUGUUGUUUGAACUCAGUCUCACCCAUUAGCAGUAUUUUUGUCAUGCGCCAAUAUUAGAAUACGAUCUCCUUUCCUCUACCACAACAGGCGACCUGCUUCCGGAAGACGGAUCACAAACCGGCGAAGAAUCCGUGUCCAUCCCGGAAGUCGGCGCUGAGGUGCUGCCGCAGAUGUUUCGGGAACUGGUAGAGCAGGAUCGACAGGAGGACUUGAGCAAAAUCGUGUCGCAUGUUAUGUCACUCUGCGGAGAGGGAGAGGAGGAAAAGUUAAAGUAUUUUAGCAUUAUCUGUUUCAUUCACGGACGUUGCUUCUGAUAGAAUAGUAUGACGCGUCUUUAUUUGCAUGUCAGAAGGGGUGAAGAAAAACAUUCAAGUCAGACAAAAAUUUAAAUUAUCAUCGCAGCUCUGCUGCCGCAAGUACCAGCGACGAGCCAGAAAGCAUGUGCCUCACCCCGACGCUACCAAUAGCUGCACCUCCAGAAAAAGAAGCGCCUCCGUUCGACAGUUCUGCGGCAACUAAGAGCAUUCCCGACGACAUCGGUUCGUCCUCUUACGCCGUCGAGGGCCAGCAUCAGCAGUUGCUCGAAACGAGCGAAAACAACACGUCCUUCAACAGCGCAACUACUCCCGCAGCUCUUGUUCCAACUUCCCUUCCGAACCUGAAGCCUUGCGAGUCGCUGGAGGAUCUCACCACGGGCCCGAGCUCGGUGCGGCGGCAGUGCUCCCGCGUGGAUUCGUUGACGCAGAUUUUGGAGAAACACAUGUACAAGGACGAAAUCGUGCAGCAAAACUGUUUCCGGGAGGAUCUCCACCGCUUCAAAUUCGACCUGAGCGUGGACCUGACAAAUGUGGAGCGGGAGGCGGAGAGUGUGUUGCUUAACAAGUCGGUGGAGGAACAAAACGGGGACGACAAACUGGGCGAAGCGUUGGAACGGCUGGCGAAGAGGAGACAGGAGAUGCAGUAGAAUUUCAUCUGUUCGAUAGGUUUUCAGUAUGUGUGCAUGUUGCUUGUUCGACACGUUUCAAAUCAAUGUGACUGCAUGCUGUUGCUGACUUCGGCUACAAGGAAAUGCAAAUAUGCAAAAAUUAUGAAAUUUCAAUGAUCCCCCAGGUCCCGUCGCGAGCCUGCAGCCGCCCGUUUCGCCGAUCUGAAGCAGUCCACUGUGGUGCACACCACCACUGCCUCCCAGCCGCCCUACCGGCAAGGGCACGACCCAACGGUCUAUCAAGCAGAGCAAUCUGUGGUCUCGAUGCCGCGGCGGCCGGCUUUUGCCUCCCAGCCGAGGAACUUGUUCGGCGCGAAGCGGAGCACGAGUAGCGGUGGACAACAAGGGAUGAAUUAUUCGCAGAACACGAGCCGCCGCUGCGCCUCCACGAACACGAUCCGGGGCUUUGCGCGCGCGGGGGGACAGGUGCUGCUGGAUGAAUCGACUGAGCUAGAAAAGAAGAUCGCUAGCCUAACGGCAACGCAGCGUCGCACCCACUCCGCGCGGUGCCGCAGUCGGCUGGAACAGCGCGGGCCGGGCGGAAACGGGAUUGGUACUUUUGGAACUGCAGGGGGCUCCUUUAAAGCCCCUGACAGAAGUAGUGCUCCACCAUCCUCUACCACGAGUUUCGGUGGUGUUGCGAGCAGAAGCGGCACCACUCGCGCUAGCAGUGCUUUUACGCAGAAGGAGGCAGGCUAUGGGAGGAAAUUUCCCACAUCCAUUGGAACAGCAAGCCGUCAGCUCCGGGGGCUCUCGCUGGAAGCGAAGCAGAACGCGGAAAAUAUGAAGGUACUACUGGGUGUAUAACGGUGUGUACCAUGCGCAUGCAUGAAUGCAAUGGUUUCUUCAGCACAUAUCCCAAAAAGCCGAGGUCGGUAAACAUAAUUGUCGUGGUGAUUUUUCAGCCCUUCACAAAAAACAAAACCAGUUCUCCUCCGGCGGCGCGUUGUUCAACCCGCAGCCGCGGAUUAACCAAAAACCCGCGACGGCGUACUCCAACCCGAAAAAGUCGCACGAGUCUUUCAUCACGUCCCUGCGACAGCCGCAGAAGUUUAAGAAAAAGUCCAGUUACAUGUAUCAAAUGUAAAAGUGUCUGGGUCUGGAAGGAUGCGAACUUGUGAUGCGCAUUUCACAACACAGACAAAUCUCUCAUGCAUAGGCAAGAAGCUAAAGUCACGGGAGGAAAUGAGAAGUCGGCGACUCAACGAAAAUCAAAACAAGCGGAAGCGAAAAGCACAAAGCAAAAGACAGAAGCAAGGGAGUUGGCCGAGCCAGUGCGAGCGGAAGUAGACCCCCUAACUUCAAAAGCGCCGCACUCAUUAGAAUUUUCAAAGGGAGGGCAUAAAAGAUACUCAAAGGAAGCCGGGGCAUCGCAAGACCAAAGAGCAAGUAGCGCUGCAGGACAAAGAGGGAGAGCGAGCAACAGUGAAAACGUGAGGAGAAGAAAAAGCGCCGAAGGAGAAAGAACAGAGUCCAAAAAGAGAGAAGCAGAAGGAGAAGAUACAACGCAAAGGAAAAGGCAGAAAAGCAAACAGCACGGAGAUAAUAAACAAGAAGCAGCCGAAGAGGUGGAGACGCUGGCGCAAACGAUGCAGCGGAUUAUCAGCGAACCCUUGCAGAUGGGCGCAGGAGGGAGAGCGGGAGGACGACUACAGGCGACGCAGGAUCUCUACGGUUAAACAGCUGAAAAGUCUCUAAGUCAGCCCGGGAGUCGCGUCUGAAUGUUCUACAAGUUUGAGAAAUGCACUUCGUUGACCGUUUGAAAACACAUCACUGCAAGACUUUGCCGGCUGCUGAAAAGUACAGCAGUCCAGUGCAGUAGAGUUCUAAGUCUGAAAUAGAAACAGGAGAGCGCUAAAAAAAAAAAGAAAAAGAAGCCUGCGAGAAGAUUCGCGCGACUUGGUGCGUUCGUCCCAAAGCCUCGCCAUUGCUCUAAGAGCCUUCAAAUUCUUCCCAGCUAGUGGAUCCAUUAAGCGGCCGACGAAAUUGAUACAACCAAGAUCAGCACGGGAGCACUCAGGCAGAUCACGAGGCAGGGCGAGGAACUUACAGGAUCCCAAAAAUAUACUAAGCAGGUAAAGAAGAUCGAGCCCAUCCAGAUAGAUAAGCCCGGAGACGAUCCAGACCAAAAAAAAAAAAAAACAAAAUAACUACGCAGGUAACGAGGCCAGGCGUAGCGCAGAGGGUUCGACUUGAAUGCGCGAAGAUUCUGAACCGCGAGCCGGGAGCAGCUAGCUAGACGGGAAAGGGGAGAGUCAAAGUGGGGAAGAGGCAGGAGAGGAGGCGACUAAUGUUGAGGAAGGAAUGAGGCGAGUUGAAUGGCGGCGAGUUAAAUUGAAAUGGAGGCGAGUUAAAGGUGAAGAGGGGGGCGAAUUUAAUUGAAGAGGAAGAAAAGAGGAAGGAGGGAGAUGAAGCAUAAAACAGGAGGCCAUCAGCUCGUAGAUAUAAGCUCCGCCAUUUGUAUAAGUAAGACAUUUUCUUUUAUAGUAAAUCAAGAACGGCGCGAGCACCUUAUAAACCCCCCCAGCCGUCCCAUAUUUGCAUGUGCGGGGAGUCUAAGUAACAUGGCUCGCCCGAGUCAUUGACGAACCGGGAAGAUGGGAGGUGGGGCUUACAGUCUUCAGACAGGCCAGCCGCCGUGAGGGACUACCGCCUCUGUUAUUGAGGAUAGCGUGUGUCCUCCUCGACUGAGUUGCGUGCGCGGCCCAUCCGUGUUCCGCGUAAACCUCUACAGGAGAGUGUGCGCCGCGUCGAAAGGCUCCCUUCCGUACGGAGCGCCCCGAACCCUUUUUAGCGCACCUUUAUGAUGGCCUUACUGUUGAAAGGAUGGAGGGAGUUACAUCAGUUUUUAGAACCCAGUCUGUUUAUGCUAGCAAAGGGCUAGUGCGCUGUGGACCCCCAGGAUCAGGUAGACGAGGUCCCAGACCGAAGUGGUAGGCGCUUAGGGUGAACUAUGUAUGUAGCGCUUAGGGCCCUUCCGUACGGCCAAUUUGUAUGCCCGUAACGGGGUUCGCCUAAGUCGGUAAUUUAUAUGCAAGGCGUUGGGUUACCCGGUCGGCAGAGCCGAUCCACAACGAACGAACGAUAGGCAGCAAAAGGUGCCCACUUCCUGUCCCUAAAAUGGGGGAUUUGUCAUGCGGAUUAAGCAAUGCGGAAGCUUCUCGAAAUCUGUCAUGCUAGGGCUUCCAUGACGGACAUUUUGUGUCAUGCAAAAACAGCAUGACAAGAAUCUGCAUUCUUCCAGACCCAGACAUUUUUACAUUUGAUAACAUGUCCACUUCUCUCAUUCUCGACGAGCAGAGCACCAUCAAUGACUUGUCCUCGAUCCACGACAAUAAUUCCCCCGGGCGCGGCGGCGGUGGGGGGGACGCCGUGGGGUCCUUCGCUGCUGGGACGAGCUGCAACCCGUGCAACUUAUCCAGCAUCUCUGAGGGCCGCGCGUACUCGCUGUGUAGUAGGCGAAGGAGCAGCAGCACUUCGGGGAAAGGCAAUGCUGGAUCUUUGCUGACGACCGGGAUUGUUCGCAGGGGCUCCUAUUACGGGCACUACGGGACAAUGGUUGGAGGCACCAGGCGGAGUUCCUGGUGUAGACUGAAAGAGCAACAAAUCGAAGACAAGAUGCACUCUACCGCUUCUGCUAGUAACGACUACGAGCGCUCUGCUGUCGCAGCUAUCCGCCCGCGAAGCAAGAGCGACGGGUUCGUCAGCGGGACCAGGUCGGUGCCGGUGGGGACCGGGUUUCGGGAUAGAGGGGAGAUGAAUGCGGGAAUAAAUAAGCCUUCGCUGGAGGAGAAAGCGAAACAUUCCCCUCGACCUCGAACAUUUUCCUCAGGCAGCUGCGGCACAACAAACUGGAGCGAGGGGUCCUCGAACUUCCAAGCGUUGCAGGAUCUCGAGUCGAUCCUAAUUGUCGACGGGAGUAGGAAAGAACCGAUGAUGAUGAAUCAGGCGAAGACCACCAGCUCUCCGGCGCUGGAAAAUGUAGUAGAGCAGGAGCUACAGGAAAAAGCCAGCGCAGGGCAGGAAAUCUUAGAAAAUGAAAACACGCCUUUCCAAAGAAAGAACUGCAAGCUGACAAAUGUAAAGGGCCCAAUCGACAGUCCCGAUGAUGACAACGAGUUUGCUCCUGGAAUAAACAAAGGCAACAAUCACCUCGACGACGCGGAGAAAUCUUCCCCGGAGCCCUGCCCCGGCGCCAUCGACUCCCCGGACGAAAAGCGGUCGAAUGAGGCCGUCGCGAACGAGUCAGACUCGUCCAGGAGCUCGCUGAACACGCCCGUGUCAGCUUCCCACGCGAUGAAACACGUAGAACAAACCGUAGUUAUCAGUCCAGCCAGUGACGCGAGCGAGAGUCUGCGGAUUUUGCCCGAAAACGGGCACCUGCGGUCGGAAAGCUCCGCCGCGAGGCUUUUGAGCAACAUCCAGGAAAUCUGCCGCCGAGCGGCAGGGACGACGAGUAGUGCCAAUAGCUCUGUCAGCAGUUGCGAAGAUGCCUCAAGUACUAGCUCGCCCUUGGAACUACUGCAUGGCACGAAAAGUAACGUGUUGUCCAACUACGAAAAGCAGAGGCGGAGAAGACUGCUGCUGCUGAAGAACGGCAAUCCGCCCGCCGUGCCGCACAGUUCGCCUUCUACGGCUUUCGCGAACGGUGCUGACAACGUGGGCUUUCUCUCCAAUCGGAUUUCGGUGGAAGAACGACUGCAAAUGAACGUGUUGCGGGACUUCGGGUGCAGUACCAAUAGUAACUCGACGAGAUCCGCGGAGGAAGUAGAGCGGCAGGUGGUAGCCGACGCUGCAGUUCCUCACAGUCACAACAAACCACCGACCGGGCAUUCAUCUGGGCAGGAGGGCGGCAGGAGUUUUAACAAUAAACCUCCAGUCAUGAGAACGACGACAACCUCCUCGUCUCUGACCCGUACUAAGCACGGGAAUUGCCCGGGAGCUAACUCUACCCGGGCUUCGUCCCAAGUACAGCAAAUCGCUAGACACGGCGCGGCUAGUGGUUCUUACCGCGUUGUCUCCACAAACGCGCGAAUCGGCGUCGGAUCUAGCGGCGAGCGGAGCAGUUUCGACGUUGAGCUGAGGACCAGCACCAGACCACCCGCGCCAACAAGCCGAUCGCAGCAAAUUGUACCUGCCAGUACCUCUUCGCUCACACGGUCAACUAAGAGUCACCAGGCCAGAAUCAAUUCGCACGCGGCGUCGCAAUACCGUCUCCCGCCACGAAAGAUCGUCCCGCAACGAGUUCCGCCACCCCGGGCGGCAAGCAGCCGAGCGGUGGCUAGUGGCUCCAGGACGGGUGCAGCUCCUACGCGCAGGACGACAACAAGCGUCGCCGGGCAGCAACAUCUUCCGCAGGCGGCGGAGCAAGUACAACAUCGCGGAGGUGGGUCCUUUUCUCGUGCCGCAACGCCGAGUGUGAAGACGCUCCUGCAGAAGAAUUACGUCAGUCGGAACAAGGGGGCAACGACCUCAACGAAUGCGGCUGUUCGGUCCUCGUUGGACCCGCCAAAACGAACCAUCAACGCAGUGGGGGCAGUACCAGCAGGUGCCGCAGGAGGAGAGUAUGAAGACAACGUCGUGCAUCACAGUAACGACGCGAAAAUUUCUCUACCCAAGCCCGACUCGCCGUCUCCGGAACAGGCUAGAGGGACGUCGCAUGUAAUAUCGGCUUCUACUGGCUGCAACGCAGCUUCGACGACGAGAGGACAUCAGCAGUUCGGUACUAUGAACAAGCCACCAACCAUUCCAUCGAAGCAGGAGAAGGAAGACACCGCGGCCAUGCAGUCGAUGCUGGUUUUGGCACAGGAGAUCACGGAAAAGAUUCGGAACUUCCAAAUGCUGUCCGGCCAAUUGACCGGAGACGACAGCCCGCUAUUGCCGGCGCAGCAUCUGCACGGAGCAAGUGGUGCGAACGCGGUUAGUGGUGUACAGCAUGGCAAUAACAUGACGUCCAGCAACAGCACUGCGUCUGCAGUGAAGCCGAGCGCUGGAGCUGGUGUGUAUUUGGGCAAUGCAGGCUUAGCGUCUUGCGUCAACCACAGCACGUUGUCCUCCAUAUCUACCGCGUCGAACUCGAGUGGCGCAACGGCGCAGCAACUCGUCUUGGCGGGAAGCAGAGCGAAGGAAUUAGCCGCAGCUUCUACAACCGCGGUUUGUCGAGCAGCAUCUGCAGCCUCCUCACCGCCACAAGCUGGUCAGCAGGGUAAUAAUGCUACGGGGAACAGUAACAUGAACUUCUACAACAGUGUAAAACCAGCGAAGUUGUUGAUGCAGCAGCCACAGCUGAAUAGUACCAAUAGUUUUGCGCACCAGCAGACGCAGCAAGCGUUUGCGCCGCAGCCGCGCGUGGGUGGAUUUCUAGCUGGCUCGGUACAGUUUGGCACAGCAGGAAACUACGUUGCCUCGUCUAACGUUGCGUUGCAGCCCCCGACGACCAACACCCGUCUCCACACCACCCGCAGUCCGCAGCAGCAGCGCGCGUUUUGCGAACGGUUACACGAUGGAGGAGACCGCCGCAGCCCUCCGCGCAUGGUCAGUCAGAACGUGACGCAGCCGAUUUACAGCCAAGUUGUGGUUGGAAACAAUUCAAGCGGGGGACCACAAGUGCCAGUAGCGCAAACGAGAGGGGGAAAGGUGUUGAGCCCGCCGCCUUUGCAACGAGGGAGCUCCUGCAAAGUCAGCAAUCUUCAUCAGCAGCCGGCAGCAAUUAUCCCGUCAACGACGGUGAAAACUUCGAAUCCGCAGAAGAUGCUAGCCUGCCUGCAGAAAGAGAUCAGCAGCGGUGACGUAGCUGUUGUGUCUUCAGCCACGACUUCUAGUACUGGGCAGGCGACCUAUCCGACAUCGAAGCUAAAUGCUCCGCCGCCACCACCGCAACACAGCGCGACGCUGAUGUCGCACACGUUGAUUAUCCUGAGUGAAAAUGUCCCCACCCCAGGCCCAGGGUUGUCAUGCAAAUCUGCAUACCAAAAAAGUUUCUCAUGCGGAGCCCCAUGAGAGCCAUCUUCUAAUCCUGUUUUGGAUUUUAUGAUGCUAGAAUCAGCAUGAUAUGCUACAUCUGUGAUGUUAGGAACUAGCUAAACAGGAUUACACUACGAGGAUAAACUUGUCAUGCGAAACAACCAGAGGUGGCCGAUUUGUGUAGCGGAUUUCCCAUCUUGACUCUGGUGUGGGGACAUUUUUACUCAGGAUAUUGAUCCCCGGCGCGAGCCCGGGGACAAUUAGCACCUGUUCCACUUCCGCGGGCACCACCCCCCUGACGCUGCACGCCCCGGCCCUGCUGGUCCCGAGUAGCAGUGCUGGUUGCCAACAACAGUCCGGGUCCUCUAGUAGGACAAGUGGAGGAGCCUCACAACAACACGCCGGUGUGCCGGCUUUGAUCGUGACGAAUAAACCCCCGGCGCACAACAACUCCACACCGCCCCCGUCUGCGCCGGUGUACUACAGGAGUAGUGUGAUGGGGAACAACCACAAUUGUUCUAGCUUCUCCUCUUCAGCAAGCUUAAUCGGUGGAGCAAAUCAUGCCAUCAUCCGAGGUGGAGCUGCCAAUGUGAUCAGCAAGAGCGAGAUGGGAAAAAUUGUUGGCAGUGGAACUACACCAGGUCCUACAAAUACGUCUGUGGACGACCACGGAGCAAAUGCAAAUGCAAAUCCGGCGGGGAAAAUCAAUAACAAGAAUUUACUGGAGCAGCAACAGGAGCAGUUGCAGUCGAUUCUGAAUUCCAGUGUGGUGUCCACGCCCGAACAGGAGAUCGUCGGCGCGGAGGAGUACUACAAGCUGCAAAACAAAGGCAACUAUCGCAGCCACAAGCAGUGGACGCCGGACCACUGGGCGAGUAACUCGUGCACGACGACUUCGCACAGCACGGAGUUUGGCAGCAGCAACUCGUGCCACCUGGCGGAGGAAUUGAGUCGCGAGGCCGACGUGCAGGAUUUGCUGGCGGAGGAGGAGGAAUUGCUCACCACGAUGGGCGUCAAGUACAGUCCCAGCACGAGUUUCGAAAAUUUGCUACUCCGCAAAAAAUUAGGCAUCCACUACGCGGAUCAGCACGGAAUUCUCAGCACGGCGGAGUGCUGA
Amoebophrya sp. A120 is the source of this 10941-nucleotide messenger RNA. NCBI's taxonomy places the organism in Eukaryota, Dinophyceae, Syndiniales, Amoebophryaceae. The record is from the annotation of a GenBank genome assembly.